AUGGACGACGGUCCACCCCCACCCCCUCCACCACCCCACGGCACCAAGCCGAACACCACCCACGGUGAAUACCGCAAAACCUCCGAUCUCCCGCCGGGGAAUUACGACAUCUUCAUCAUCCCGCCGCACUCCGCAGGCUCCGGCUUCCUCUACCUCCCCUCCCUGCAGACCCAGCGCAACAGCUUCAUCGCCGGCUGCGUCUCCACCCUCCUCGCCAUGCUGGUCUGGGUGGCCGUCUCCCCGAUCCUGAAGUCGUGGUACGCCGCCACCGUCGCCAGCGGGAAUGGCAUGGGGAUCGCCAUUCUGGCGGUGGGUGUGGGUGUGGCUGGGUGGGCGUUUGGCGCUGCGCAGGCUGGUACUGGCGGCAGCGGCGGUGGUGGUGACGGGGGCAGCGGAGGUAGUAAUCGCGGGAAGCGGGGAGGUUUUGGAUUCGGUGGGGGAGGGGGAGGGGGCUUCGGAGGAGGCGGAGGCCCGGGUCCUGGGGGAGGUGGAGGUGGAGGUGGAGGUAAUGAUUAUGCGCGCGGAGGGAACCAGGGCUAUGGGAGAGCGCCGGGUGGGGGACAUCAGCAACAACACUAUGGGGGAGGCGCAUACAAUAACAACGCGGGAGGAGCAGCACCUCCACCACCACCACCACCAGGAGGAGGUGGAGGACCUUACGGAGCAGGAGGAGGACAUCAGUACCAACAACAGCAAGCAGGAGGACCACCACCGCAGUCAUCACCGCCGCCACCACCACCACCACCUCAGCCCGAGCCUGAACCUACCCCGUCAGCCUCAAGCAAGCCCUCUAGUGGCGCAGACUGGGAGAAAGCCCGCGAAGAAACGCGACGCAAGGAAGAACUCCGGCGCAAGAUGGAAGCCUUCAAGCGCAAGCGCGAAGCCGAGCAGCGCGAGAAGCAGAAGCAGCGCGAGCGCGAGGCGAUGGAGCGCGAACUGCGCGAGCGACGCGAACAGCUCGAGAAGGAGAUGGCCGCCGCCAAGGAAGCCGCCGCGCGCGAGGCCCGCGAGCGCGCUGAGAAGGAAGCCGCCGAGGCCCGCGCGAAAGCGGAGCGCGAGGCCGCCGAAGCGCAGGCCCAGCGCGAAGCCGCCGAGGCCAAAGCCAAGGCCGAACGAGAGGCCGCCGAGGCGAAGGCGCGCGCCGACCGUCUGGCGGCGCAGGCGCGCGAGCGCGAGCAACGGCGAGCGGCCGAGGCCAAGGCCCGCGCGGAGCGCGAGGCAGCAGAGGCCCAGGCCAAGGCGGAGAAGGAGGCAGCGGAGAAAGAAGCCGCCGCCAAAGCCGCCGCCAAGAAGGAGGCAGAUGCCAAAUUCGCGGCCCUCAAGGAGGCCGCCGCGAAGAAAUACGCCGAGAAAAAGGCCAAAGACGCGCAGGAGGCCGCCGCGGCUGCCAAAGCGAAAGCAGCACCAGCAGCACCAGCAGCAUCUGCAACAUCGGCUCCACGGACCCCAUCCCCGACCAAGAAACCCCCCACCACCUCACGAACCACAUCCUCCGCCACCGCCGACGACGACGCCCACUCCUUCCGGCCCUACGACCGCGUCCGCCGCCCCUACGGCACGGCCACGACAACAACCACCUCCAGCUCCUCCGUCUACUCGGAAUCCUCCUCGUACGCGCCCUCCCAAUCCACGGCGCGCACCGACCCCCCGCCCCCGCCGUCCAACCGGGGGUCCUACGCGACAAAGGACCCCGAUAAAGUCGUCGUCCACGGCGUCUACGCCUUCAACAACGCCUUCCUCCGCACACCGGUGGCGCAACUCGUCGCAGGCCAGGGGAUGGUCUCCGACGGGCUCGUGCUGCGCAUCACAACGGAGGGACUGUUCAUCGACGACGACGUCCGCGGCGUGGGCCAGCGCGAGUGGGACGUGAAAGCGUGGACGAUGAAGCUCGUCGAGGUGUGGUGCCCGCGCUACGCGGCGCAACACCCGCACCCCCCGCGCGGCCCGCCCCCCGGCCCCUUCACGAAACGCACCAACGAGCCCACCGCCGAGGAGUCGGACGCCUACCUCGCUAAUCUGCUGAAGGUGUGCAAGAACACGUGCCGUCUGGCCACCCCGGCCAAGCCCGGUGGGGGAUUGCACGUGCUGCGGGCGUCGGUGCGCGACCAGGAAGGGAAACGGUAUGUGUUCGUGCUGCAGGAGACCGAGGGGUGGAAGGUGGCCAUUGGGCUGCAGCGCUUGCGGCGCGGCACCUUGUCCCGCGCGCUGGGCGUGUCCGGCUUGGCGGCUAAUGAGACGAAGACGGUGUUGGCCGGGUUGGGGUAUUGAACUCGCGCGCUGUGCCCUAGUCGGCUGAGGUACGGUGCAGUAUGUACAGGAUGUACGGUACCGAAGCUAUGGUAUCGGUGACCCUGCUUCUCGUUCUCGUUCUCAAUGUGGGUAAUAGUGAUGAUGAUGACUGCAUGAGCAUUUGGCCUGCCUGCGCCUGUUGUAUGCAUUGCACUGCAUGGCGAUGAUGUUGAUACUACUUACUCCCUCCACCCCCCCCUCUCUCCUCUUUCUACCAUUUGGUUUGAUUGCUUUCCGCGUUCUGAGUGCUUUGCUUCAGAUAUCCCCCCCUUCGUUUUGAUGAUCUUGGCUCGGCUUGUUGGGCUUGAGAUACCGACCGCUGAGUUAGUCUUCUCUCGCUCG
Messenger RNA from Aspergillus aculeatus ATCC 16872, 2631 nucleotides. RefSeq lists its product as uncharacterized. Gene Ontology annotation, biological process: actin filament polymerization. Gene Ontology annotation, cellular component: cytoplasm; actin filament. Gene Ontology annotation, molecular function: actin binding; microtubule binding. The transcript has a single exon. The record is from RefSeq and is a predicted model, not a curated record. Bases 1 to 2268 code for a protein of 755 amino acids. Lineage: Eukaryota; Fungi; Ascomycota; Eurotiomycetes; Eurotiales; Aspergillaceae.